Messenger RNA from Oncorhynchus mykiss (rainbow trout), 1650 nucleotides. The record is from RefSeq and is a predicted model, not a curated record. NCBI's taxonomy places the organism in Eukaryota, Metazoa, Chordata, Actinopteri, Salmoniformes, Salmonidae.
UCAGACCACUCGUCUUGCUCUGGGGUGAAUGGUAAUCUGCAGAAUGGACGUUUCUGAGUUGUGUCGGAGUGUGGUUUCAUAAUGACAUCAGAGUUGCGGGACGUGAUUAAUCACUGGGUUUUUACUCCGUUGUCAGAUGACAUAAUUUCAGAAUUCACGCAGCUAGUCAGACCAAGUAGGCUAUGGAGUCUUAAAAGCGGGUCUGCACCCUAUCUCUGUCUCACCCACAAACAGAUACCCGAUGAUGAGAAGGGGUAUAAGUUGGACCUCUUCUGUGUCCCCAAACACUAUGAGGAGGAUUUAGACCAGGUUAUCAUCCCCCAUGGACUGAUCAUGGACAGGACUGAGCGCCUGGCUCGUGAUAUAGUCCGGGACAUGGGGGGACACCAUAUAGUAGCACUGUGUGUUCUCAAAGGAGGUUAUACAUUCUUUGCCGACCUGCUGGACUACAUCAAGGCCCUAAAUCAGAACAGCGAUAAGUCUGUCCCGUUGACUGUGGAUUUCAUUAGGCUAAAGAGCUAUUGCAAUGACCAGUCUACAAACAUUGUCAAAGUUAUUGGAGGGGACGAGCUCUCAACUCUAACCGGGAAGAAUGUUUUGAUAGUUGAGGACAUUGUGGAGACUGGGAGGACUAUGGAGACACUGCUAUCACUGCUGAGUGAAUGCAAUCCAAAGAUGGUCAAAGUCGUCAGCCUUCUGGUCAAGAGAACACCAAGGAGCUCAGGAUACAGACCAGACUACAUCGGGUUUGAGGUGCCAGAUUUGUUUCUGGUGGGAUAUGCCCUGGACUACAAUGAGUACUUCAGAGAUCUCAGUCACAUCUGUAUACUGAACGAGAACGCAAAGGAGAAGUACAAAGUGUGAGCUGAGGCGAUAGACAGAUGGAUGACUAGAGACUAGGACCACUGUGAUGAUCCUGAGCUUUUUAGGGUUCUGAACCUUAUUGUGAACACCUUACCUAUUGUGAAUUCAGUUUGCAAGAUACUAUUUGAGAAAACAAAAAUGUAUUGAAUCCAUAUUUUUGUUCCCCUAGAAGCAAUGGGAUGAGUUAUGUUUUUAAGUAGAGGAUUCGUGUAAAGAUAGUUAUGGGAGUACACUUUUUUUAAUUUAGAUUUGUUAUUCUAUAUUAUAUUGGGUCCUUGGAUACCUCUCAUCUGAUUUAUGUUAGUAAGGAUGGAUUUUAUGUUGCUUAAUACAAUCCACAGGAUCUCAGGCGACUGUACAUAUCCACAGUAAAAUCUAUGUUAGUCAAGUCAUGUACUGCAUUGUACAAACCAAUGAUGCUGUUUAACUCAUAUGCCAAGCCCAUGCAAAGACAAGCCUGGAAUGUAAUGUAACAAUUUUGUUUAAUAAUGGCAAUGUUUUCAUUCACCAAGGACAUUAACAAUCCUAUUUUAAUAUUGCUGUCAAUCUUAAAUGUGUGUGUUAGAGAGAUGCCUUCCAUGGAUUGACUUUAAAGAAAAGAGAAAUCCGCACACUACUCUUGUUUUUUUUCAUUUUUAUUGAAGCAUUUAAGGCCAAGAGGCAGUCGGAAGUUUACAUACACUUAUGUUGGAGUCAUGAAAACAUGUUUUUCAAGAUCAUGAGGAAGGAAAAUUAUGUGGAUAUAUUGAAUCAACAUCUCAAGACAUCAGUUAAAGCUUGGUCGCA